AUGAAGCGCUUCUCUUCCUUAGUGUCUGCGAUCAUCCUUGACUUCGGUAGCGCCACGACACUGCAGAACUACCGAAGAUAUGCCACAGUGGUGGGAGACGCACAUGAGCAGGUGAACCCUCAGCAACAGCACGAAGAGAGGUCUGAGGAACAGCAGCGGCGGCGCACAGGUGCCACAGGAAACUCUCUUGGCGCCGUUCCUGACGAAGAGGCGCCACGGCGGCGCAACAUCGUGGUGCUCAGCAACACCACCAAGGCCGUAUACAUGCAUCCAACGAACCACAUCGCCUCUUGGUAUUGGUUUAUUACUGAUUUCCACAAGUGGUUUGUUGGGAUCAUUUCUCUUUUCGUCGGCACGCAGGUUAUUGCGCGCUAUCGCGUGUCGAAGCUUCAAACGGCGACGCAGGCACAGCUUGGAGAGAACUUGUUAGACCAGCGCACGCGUGAUUUACUGAGCGAUAUUGAGGUACUUCGCAAGAAAGACCCAAUUCGGCUAGAGCAUGAAGCGAACAUCUAUCACGAGCAGUUCUGGAAGCGACGUGCGCUGGCGGUGGCUGAGUCACGGAAUCAGGUGCGGUCGCUCGAAAUUCAACGCGGCAAGAUGCAAGGCGAAGCGCGAGGCACCGACAUGACGGAGUGGUUAGGGGCAAAGGCGAAGGACGACGAGGAGCGCGAAGUUGCACGUUGCACGCAGGACUACAUCCAAGGAUUUCAUCAACACCUGAAAUCGAAGCGCCUCAUCUAA
Messenger RNA from Leishmania braziliensis MHOM/BR/75/M2904, 744 nucleotides. RefSeq lists its product as hypothetical. The transcript has a single exon. NCBI's taxonomy places the organism in Eukaryota, Euglenozoa, Kinetoplastea, Trypanosomatida, Trypanosomatidae. The record is from RefSeq and is a predicted model, not a curated record. Bases 1 to 744 code for a protein of 247 amino acids.